AUGGGAAAAGUUGGACCAGCAAGAAAACAGAAAGUCGGAAAGGCCCGUCUGGAUAAAUACUACUUCCUGGCAAAGGAACACGGGUACAGAGCCCGUUCUGCCUUUAAGCUAAUACAGCUAAACCAGUCAUUCAAUCUUCUCUCAAACAUACACACAGCUGUUGAUUUAUGUGCAGCUCCGGGUGGAUGGCUGCAGGUCCUCUCAAAGACUGUGCGCCCACCCAGCAAGAUUGUUGGAGUGGAUCUUGACCCAAUCAAGGCAAUCCACGGGGUACACACCAUCCAGGGAGACAUAACAGACAAGCACUGCGUGUCAGAUAUAAUGUCAGCAGUUGGAGAGACUGAGAUAGAUCUUGUGCUGCACGAUGGAGCACCAAAUGUAGGAGCAUCCUGGGAGAGAGACUCGUACGUCCAGAAUGAGCUGGUCUGUCAUGCAGCCAAGCUGGCCUGCAAGAUACUCCGCAAGAACGGCACAUUUGUGACAAAAGUGUUCAGAUCAAAGGACUUCAACUCGCUUGUGUGGAUGUGCAGUCAGUUAUUCACUGAGUGCAUUACAACAAAGCCACGUAGCAGUAGAGAUGAAAGUGCAGAGGCAUUCCUUGUAUGCAGAGGAUACAAGAAGCCAGAGUCCCUUGACGAGAGAUUCUUUGACCCUCUGUUUUUAUUCGCAGAGAAGGAUGAAGUGGUUGCUGCAGAGAACAAUCUCUCUUCUAUACUUGGAGACAGAAUAGACCUGACACACUGCACAAAGGUAAACAUCGACUGCAUGAAGGACAUGAUUGACGAGGAGACUGCUAUUCUUCUGUCAGAUCUGCAGGUGGUGGGAGAGGCUGACCGAAGAAGGCUUGUCCGUACGCUGAAGAAAAUACAGAAGGCAUACAUUGGCGUGCACGGAAAGAACUCACCAGAAGAGGUGCAGGAUCUGCGAACACCUGCAGAAAGACAGGAGGCAGAGCUGCAGAGCGUGCGCAGAGCCAUGGACAGAAGAGAGAAGAUCCUCCAGAGAAAGAUACUUGCAAAGAGAACAAAGAGUCUGGGCCUCACAGAGCAGGAUAUUGAGGAAAUUGAGAAAGUUCAUGGAGACUUCUUUGAGGACAAUAUAUUCGAUAGAGAUGAGGACUCGGAGGAAGAGGAAGAAGAGCCAGAGAUAGAGUCUGACGUAAAGCUAGAGGAUGCUGAAGAAGAUCAGACUGACAGCGAGGCAGACUCUUGCUCGUCCUCUCUUGAGAUAGAAGACAAAGUCUGCGGGUACAGACUCCGUAAAGACGAAGAUGAAUUUGAUGGAAUUGACAGAUACGUCUACGAUGACGAUGAAAACCUCCCACACUUCUUCAAAAAUGACGAAGCAAAGUACAACAAGAGAUACGUAUUCGACGAGAAGAGGGAUGACCUGGAGCGUAAGGUAACUGUCUCCAAGAAGCUUGAGGAGAUGAAGGCCCGUCGUAUGCGAAGAGUUGAGAGAAAGCUUAAGAAGAUCAAGGAAAGAUUGGAGGAAGGCUGCGAGGAUGUCGACCUCAGGUCUAUCAGAAAGAGCGCCAUGAAGAAGGAGAAAAGAGAGAAGCCCAAGAUUGUGUUUGCAGGCCCAAGCAAGACCGUUGCAAAGGGAAUUAAAGGCAGAUUCAAAAUGACCGACAGGCGUAUGAAAAAGGACAAAGCAGGUCUCAAGCGAGCAGAAGAAAGAAAGAAGGGAAAGGGUGGAAGAAAGUAG
Messenger RNA from Nematocida ausubeli, 1707 nucleotides. RefSeq lists its product as uncharacterized. Gene Ontology annotation, cellular component: nucleolus; preribosome, large subunit precursor; nucleus. NCBI's taxonomy places the organism in Eukaryota, Fungi, Microsporidia. The transcript has a single exon. Gene Ontology annotation, biological process: maturation of LSU-rRNA from tricistronic rRNA transcript (SSU-rRNA, 5.8S rRNA, LSU-rRNA); maturation of 5.8S rRNA from tricistronic rRNA transcript (SSU-rRNA, 5.8S rRNA, LSU-rRNA); rRNA methylation. Gene Ontology annotation, molecular function: rRNA (guanine) methyltransferase activity; rRNA (uridine-2'-O-ribose)-methyltransferase activity. The record is from RefSeq and is a predicted model, not a curated record. The coding region runs from base 1 to 1707 and encodes 568 amino acids.